This is a messenger RNA of Seminavis robusta, 1071 nucleotides long. The record is from the annotation of a GenBank genome assembly. Lineage: Eukaryota; Bacillariophyta; Bacillariophyceae; Naviculales; Naviculaceae.
AUGACCGACCACGAGGAGAAACAAGAGAGGAUUCGGGAAGCACUCGCUGGACACCCCGUCAAUCCAGGACAAAAUUGGGCUGUGUCCAAUGACAAGCACAAGAUUCUGUUUUGUUGGAUGCAAAAGGUCGGUUGCACCUUUUUUCGACAAGUCUUUAUCAACUUGCAUCGAGAGGGGAUUACGGAAGCACAUCCAAGUACACUCGCCGGCAAGCACCAAAAGUUUCUCGAGAUUCUUCAUAGUGCCGAGUGGAACAAGGUUGUCUUUUAUCGAGAACCACUGAGCCGAUUCUUGUCGGGGUGGAAAGACAAGUGUCGUGGCACACGAAGAAAUUAUUGCAAACAUGUCUUCGGGGGUCCCAAUGUCACUUGUGUGGAUGCCAUCUUUUUACUCAAGGACAUGAAUCCACAAACUCUCGAUGGACACUUUCAUCCGCAAGUGCAGCACUGUAAUGGCUUGACACGGCCCAUAUUGGACAACAUAUACACCAUGGUAGAAGAGCUAAAGGAUCACAACUCGACACGACACGCUGUACGGAAAAUGCUGCAACCAUUCGAAUUGACCGACGAGCAGUUGGAGCGAGUGCUUUCCACGGGAGAAGAUGUCCAUGCUCAUGCCACAAAUGCCAAUACAAUACUCAUGCAGUAUUAUCAGGAUCCACAGUUGGUGGGCAUUAUUGUCAAGUACUUCAUUGAAGACUACAAAGUGUUCCAAAUUCAGGCACCCGACUUUGCACAGACAGCUCUGUAUGGACUUCGAGAAAGAAAUGAUCCAUAUGCCUUGAGUGAUGAGGAGAUGCAACAAUUGGGACUCCCCUUGACGCCACCAGCUUCAACAACAAUUCACCAGGUUGAUAGUAGUAGUGCACCGGGCACAACAGCCGACCUGAUUCUGCUGAAUGCAGCUCUGGCCAACGAUUCCAGCAUGGAUGUUCGGGGAUUCCAUGUUGGUUUUGUCUUUAUUGGGUUUUGUUUCCAUUUGUAUGGCGUUGGUGCUGGGUGGGGUGCAUCAUUGGGUACGGUAUUUGGUGGCCACAACCUUGUUCCCAACAACAAAAAUGUAACUGGCUAA